Molecule: messenger RNA, 1683 nt
Organism: Vairimorpha ceranae
Lineage: Eukaryota; Fungi; Microsporidia; Nosematidae
Product: methionyl-trna synthetase
Exons: 1
Coding region: 1-1683 (560 amino acids)
Biological process (GO): methionyl-tRNA aminoacylation
Cellular component (GO): aminoacyl-tRNA synthetase multienzyme complex; cytosol
Molecular function (GO): methionine-tRNA ligase activity; ATP binding
Source: RefSeq, a predicted model, not a curated record
AUGAAAAAAAAAGUUCCUAGUAAAAAAAUAAUUACAAGUGCACUGCCAUACGUUAACAACCAGCCACAUUUAGGUAAUAUCAUAGGAUGCGUGUUAAGUGCCGAUAUGUAUGCAAGAUUUUGCAGAAAAAACAAUGAAGAUGUCGUUUUUUUGUCUGGUACUGACGAAUAUGGAACUGCUAUUGAAAUGGCAGCUUUUGCACAAAAUAAGACACCUCUACAAAUUUGUGAAGAAAACAGAAUUAUACAUAAAAAAAUUUAUGACUGGUUUAACAUUGAUUUUGAUUUUUUUGGACAUACAACAAGCACAGCACAUACAAAAAAUGUUCAGGAUUUUUUUAAUAAAAUACAUAAUAAUGGUUUUUUUACUGAACAAGAAAUUGAACAAUUUUUUUGCGACAAGUGCCAGAUUUUUUUGGCCGAUCGUUAUGUCGUCGGAACUUGCAAAUUUUGUAAAUAUACCGAUGCAAAAGGGGAUCAAUGUGAUGGUUGUGGACACACUUACAAGUCAUUAGAUUUAAUCGAUGCUAAAUGUACCUUGUGUCAUUCAUUUCCAAAUAUUAAAUCUACAAGGCAUUUGUUUUUUGAUUUUAAUAAUUUUAAAGAUAAAUUACAGAAACUGUUUAACACAAAUAGUCAGUAUUGGUCGGAAAACGGCAAGCAAAUUACUAAAUCGUGGUUAGAUCAAGAAUUACUCCCACGAUGCAUGACAAGAGACUUAAAAAAUCGAUGGGGUGUGCCUGUUCCAUUAAAGGAUUUUGAAGAAAAAGUCUUUUAUGUUUGGUUCGAUGCAGUUAUAGGAUAUUUUACGUUUUAUAAGGAGUAUGUUGCUGCGCGAAGUGAAUCUAAAGAAUUAGAUAAAAAUAAUGUUUUUGCAACUGACAACAUUUUACAAGAUUGUGAGUUGGUUCAGUUUAUGGGUAAAGAUAAUGUAUUUUUUCACACAAUUGUAUUUCCAUCUUUAAUAUUUGCUACUAAUGAUAGCUACCCUUUAAUAAAAAAACUGUCAGUUACUGAGUUUUUACUUUUUGAAAAUGAAAAGUUUUCAAAAAGCAGGGGACAUGGAAUAUUUGGAUUAGAUCUUGUUGACAACACCAUGGGACAGUCUUGUUUGUGGAGAUAUUACUUAGCAAAAAUUCGCCCAGAGAAAUGCGACUCUAAUUUUUCAUUUACUCAUUUUACAAACGUUAUUGAUGCCGAUCUAAAUAAUAAUAUAGGAAAUUUUUGUAAUAGGGUACUUAAGUAUAUUAAAAAUAAAAAUGAUAAAUUAAUUAGCAUUGAUAAACUAGAACACAGAGACGAUUUAAUGGUACAGACGAUAGAUAAGAUAUAUAAAGAAUACCUUACAAGUUUUUCAGCUAUCAGAAUAAGGGAAGCACUUGAAAAAAUUUUAGAAAUUUCAAAAGUCGGAAAUGAGUAUGUUCAACAAGUUGUGAGCAGCAAAAUAGAAGUACCAAAAGGGUUUCAAGUGGCUUUUAGUAUAGUUGUGCUCAUAGGACAAUUACUUGAGCCUUUUAUACCUGUUUCGUCAGAAAAACUUUUAAAAAUGUGUAACCGAAAAAAAGAAAACUUUUGUGAAUCUUUUUACAUAAUUAAAAGCGCUGAAAUAGGUGAUGACAUUAAGCCGUUGUUUAACAAACUUGAUGAUUCUUUGAUUGAGAGAAUUAAAAAUUUUAAGAAAUAA